UGAAAAGAGACUCGUUGUGAAAAACACGCGCGCGCAAAGAGUUUUGUGGAGGGAAGUAAACGCCCAACAAUGUAGACCGAUUAGACGCGGCGAUCUGAAUUACAAUUAUAUCAGUCAAUUGGCCUUCUUCGAAUUGCGCGGAUGCGCUUCACUUGCCGCAAACUCGCCUAUCAACUUGUUUUUUCUACUGGUGUUCGCUGAUGCAUCGAAGCUGACUUGUCUAGUGUGGAAAAUCCACGUUUUAAAGUGAACAGUGAGAAACUACUGCAUUUAAAAAUUCAUCAUGUUCAGCUGGAUGAAAAAAGAGGAUGCCAAUCAGGAUCUGUUUGACAAUGUCACCGAAGGUCUCAAGAAAAUCUACAAGUCUAAGCUCUUACCUCUAGAACAAUUCUAUCAGUUCCAUGACUUUCACUCCCCACAACUUGAUGAUCCAGAUUUUGAUGCAAAACCCAUGAUAUUGCUGGUAGGACAGUACUCCACUGGUAAAACAACCUUUAUCAAGUACUUGCUGGAGAGAGAAUUUCCAGGAAUUAGAAUUGGACCAGAGCCUACUACUGACAGGUUCAUAGCUGUUAUGUAUGAUGAGAAAGAAGGUGUCAUUCCUGGUAAUGCUCUAAUUGUGGACCCACAGAAACAGUUUAGACCUCUGACCAAAUUUGGAAAUGCCUUUCUCAACCGUUUUCAAUGUUCAACUGUCAAUUCUCCAGUAUUGAAGGGUAUCUCAAUUGUUGAUACUCCUGGAAUUUUAUCUGGAGAAAAACAGAGGGUUGACAGGGGUUAUGACUUUACUGGAGUACUGGAAUGGUUUGCAGAACGUGUAGAUAGGAUAAUUUUACUGUUUGAUGCACAUAAAUUAGAUAUUUCUGAUGAAUUUAGAAGAUCAAUUGAAGCUCUACGUGGGCAUGAUGAUAAAAUAAGGAUUGUUCUGAAUAAGGCUGAUAUGGUAGACCAUCAGCAACUGAUGCGUGUAUAUGGAGCCCUUAUGUGGUCUCUUGGUAAAGUUUUACAAACACCAGAAGUUGCACGAGUGUACAUUGGAUCUUUCUGGGAUCAACCACUUAGAUAUGAUGUAAACAGAAGGCUAUUUGAAGAUGAAGAACAAGAUCUUUUCAAGGAUAUGCGAUCACUGCCACGAAAUGCUGCACUGAGAAAACUUAAUGAUUUGAUCAAAAGAGCGCGUUUAGCAACAGUACAUGCUUAUAUUAUUAGUGCCUUAAGGAAAGAUAUGCCUACAGUGUUUGGUAAAGAUACUAAAAAAAAGGAACUUAUUAAACACUUGGGACAGAUUUAUGAUCAAAUUCAACGAGAGAAACAAAUUUCACCUGGGGACUUUCCAGAUCUUAAAAAAAUGCAAGAAAAACUGGCUCACCACGAUUUUACAAAAUUCAAUCUCAUCAAACCUAGAUUAUUAGAAGUUGUAGAUAAAAUGCUUUCUGAAGACAUUUCAAAACUGAUGGGUAUGAUUCCUCAUGAAGAAACUACAACUACUUCAGAACCCAACAUUAAAGGAGGAGCAUUUGAAGGAGUAGAAGAUCAAGUAAGUCCAUUUGGAUACAAAAAAGGAGAAGGAAUUGAUGCUGGUGCUAAUGAACCAGAAUGGAUUGUUAUGAAGGAGAAGUACAAGUAUGAUUCUAUAUUUGAAACUCUUGAGCCGUCAGAUGGAAAAGUUACGGGUGCAGCUGCUAAAUCCGAAAUGGUUAAAUCAAAGUUACCUAACACUGUACUUGGAAAGAUUUGGAAGUUGUCAGAUGUAGACAAAGAUGGAUAUCUUGAUUCUGAUGAAUUUGCCUUGGCUAUGCAUCUAAUUAAGGUUAAAUUAGACGGACAUGAGUUGCCUGUAGAAUUACCGGAUCAUUUGAUUCCUCCCUCAAAACGAGACUUAUGAGACUCUAAGAAACAUUUUUGGACUUUUACAGAAUAAUUUCUGUUAAGAACAAAAGUGAAGAAUAUAAAUCAUUUUCAAAGCAAGAGUUUAAAAGAGCAUCACAGUAAUGAUAUCGCGAAUAAUCUUAAUGUGCAAAUGAACACGUAAAGAGCUCAUGUACUGGUUCAAAUGAACGUAAAGAGUAUUAUGUACUGGUUCAAAUAUGAUAGUUGCACAGAAUUAUUUUUCUAAAUCUUCAUGUGAUCAUGUGUACGUGACUGAUUAGUGUGAUUGGAUUGAAACUCAUAUAAAUUUAGAAAUAAAUCGUGCAUUUGGUAAUAUUUGCAAAAGAAUUUAUACAAAUUUUAAUAUUUAGUGUUAUUUUGUACAAAAAAAUCAUCAAUUAUUUGAAGACACUGUUACUCAUUGAAUAUUUUUUUCUUACAUGAUUUACAAGAAAUUUGAUAGGUCCAAAUACCGUGCUCCAAUAAAAAUAUCGGUGAUAAUGAUAAGAACAUAUAGUUCACACUUACACUGGAGAAAAAAGUUGAUAAAAGACUUUACUAAUUAAACGUUUUUAUCGUAUAAUUUCUAUAUCACUAUAAAAUUUAUAUGCUAUUGCAUGAUAUUUAUAUAAAUAAAUGUAAUAUACAAGCACAAAAACUUCGUAAGCACUCAGAAUACCAGUAUAAACAAAGAGUGUGAUUUAUGGAUCAAUAAAUAAUAGGUUUUCUAACGAAAAUUCUUAAAAAGCUAAGUUAUUUAUGAUUUUGUGGUUAUUUGCAAUGUAAAAUAAUUAUUUGUUAAAUUUUAUCUUCGACUCUUUCUUUUAUUUGAGUGUUUUUCUUUGUAAAUAGUAUAAUGAUUGUCACAAUUGUAAUUUCGAAUUAAUUAUUUCUUUAAUUAAGAUAAUCAUCUUAUAUCGAACUAUUUUAUUUGAGCCUAUGAGCAAUAAUGCAAUAUAAUACACUGUCAAGACAAUUAAGUGAAAAAAUAUUUAUUUACUUAAAUUAAAUUAUUUGAGUGUAAUAAUUGUAAAAAGU
Messenger RNA from Phymastichus coffea, 2907 nucleotides. RefSeq names its product EH domain-containing protein 3 (gene Past1). The transcript is spliced from 7 exons. The record is from RefSeq and is a predicted model, not a curated record. The coding region runs from base 284 to 1885 and encodes 533 amino acids. Lineage: Eukaryota; Metazoa; Arthropoda; Insecta; Hymenoptera; Eulophidae. Gene Ontology annotation, cellular component: plasma membrane; cytoplasm. Gene Ontology annotation, molecular function: protein binding; GTP binding; calcium ion binding. Gene Ontology annotation, biological process: endosomal transport; endocytosis.